AUGGACGCUUAUCCGCAAGACUACGUCGCCCACAAUCUUCCCCUGGUCCUGCUUUCAGGACUUCAGCCAGACAAUGAAUAUGACUCAAAAGCCCCGGCGCGAUAUCCUCUCCUGGAAGAGAAGGGUACCAAGAUCGUCUCAGACUUUCCUCCACUGAGCGGGGCUAUUGCGGAGGAAUUGCGGAGAGCGCUGCUCGCGGAAGACGGCUCUCAUAGACCCUGGAAAGCAGACAGCCCAGCUGGAGCUGGCGCGACAUCCUCAAUGCGCCUGAGGUUCCACAUAUCAAUUGCCCCCUCGAAAAGCCAACCCCCCCUGAACAGUCCGCCAACCAGUCCUAUCGUUGAUUCGAGCGAUUCCUCAUCUACAAUACCAUACAUCCUCCACUCCCCAAUCUCUCCGCUGUCUCCAGGCUCUCCCACCUUCCCUGACGGGCUGCUCACGCCACUAUGGGUUACAAAACACCAAGAUCUGGUCCCAGCGGCGGCAUUGAACUUCUUUCCCUUCUCGCUGGACCCGAAUAUGAACUCCCUGCGUGAUAAUCAGUUGAAAAUCGAGAUCAAUAGCUUGAAGAACGAAUGGACAGUGUCAGGCUUCAAGACUCGUUUCCUCGUGGUGCUAGUCUCAGAAGAAGGUGUUGGGGGUUACGAAGGAGAGAUUGAUGACCGUAUAGCUGGCAUUCGCAGGGCCACGAAUCUGGACCAGAAAUCCAUCUUUGUCAUUCCUCCCGACGCAACAUCAACCGAGCUUCGAGAUUUUGUCCAGUCACUAUUCUCACUCCUGCAACCAUCGGUUGUGGAAUACUAUCGGGAUCUGUCCAAGCACGCGCGCCGAAAACGCAACCGCAGCACGAUUCCUCCUCCCACAGCUCCUCCGACAACCGGUACCUCCCAGACAUUGUCGUUACAAGGGUGGAAUGUGCGAUACGAGUUCAAGCUCGGAAUCUUUGCCGAGUUUCGACAAGAAAUGGACGCAGCUUGUCGCAAUUAUGAGAGCGCAUACGAAACCUUGUUUGGACAAGAGGUUUUCGAGACCAUUGCGGGAUGGGACCCCCGCUUCAAUGAUGCACGUCUUUUAGGAGAUACACUCGCUAUUCGGAUCAUGCGUUGUUUGUUCUGGACAGGUCAAACGACCGCUGCAGUCCGGUUCUGGGUAGACCACAGAAUUCGAACAAAUGAUAUCGUCAACCGUCGGGGCAAAGGAAGUAAGAACUACGGGUGGGAGGCGUGGGAGGCACGGUGGUCGUUAGUGAUGGCCGAGCUCAUACGCCGCUGUGAGAUCUACUUGUCAAUCCCUGAAGGACCAGGAGAGACGACACUCUCUCCCUUAAUAUUUCUUCCCCCAGAAAAGUCAAUUUCCGUGGGCGAACGAGUCAAUCCGUGGGAGCACCUACAUCAUCAAGGAUACUGGCUCUAUCGAUCGGCCAAGCAUAGCAUGGCGCGCAAGUCUCUUGCUCUGCAAAUACCGACCGAAGAUCGUUUGUCUCCCGGACAAUUGCCCGCUUCUCAGCUUGCAAACAAGUCCUACUUGUAUGAUACCUAUCUGGUGCCUGAGACGUAUCUUGAAUAUCCACAAUCUGGCCAAGGCGGGACCAAUCACUCCGAGAUUAUUCUCCUCGCCUUGAAAGCCGCUGUGGAAGAGUUCUCGAAGCGCAACCAGCAGAGACAAGUCGAAAGAUUGAGCCUCGAGAUUGCCCAAGAGUACAUGCGUAAUGCUUCAUGGAAAGAAGCGUUUGAAGUACUGAGCCCACUUUGGUCAACUCUUAGCUGGCGACGAUCAGGCUGGUGGUCAUUAAUGGAAAGUUUUGGGUGGGCACUGCGGGAAAGUGCUGCGCGAGCGCAUGAGACCGAGACCGUCUUGCGAAUCGACUGGGAACUGGCCAACAGGGUGUUUACGCCGAGGUCGGGUUGGCAGUACGAUAUCCACGGAAGUCUCGAGAACCUUCCGGCAGAGAAACCAAAACCAUCGGUCGUGCUUCGUGCGGAAGACGUUGUCACAAGUCUCACGGCCUCUGUCGUGUUUGAAAAUGCAGAGGGGAAUGUAGGCGAGCCGCUACAGGCCCAGCUCAUCAUCUCGUCUUGCGCGCAGCUUACAUCGGCGCCUAUACGAUUAUCAGAGGUAAAACUUGUCUUUGAAGGCUGUCUCCGACCCUUGAAGCUGCAGUCUGGCUCUGCGAACAAGUCCGAUACCAAAUCGCCUUGCCUUGUAUUUUCAUCAUCACUUCAAGAAGUAACUCCCACUGCCGAUAUUCAUUCUCCUACACAUGGACUGUCUGCACUGGUCGGUGAGGCAGACCUGACGAUAGGGCCCUCACAAACCAAGGUGUACAAUUUGACUUGCAUUCCUCGCGAAGCAGGAGAGGCUCAGAUUGCUUCAAUCACUAUGCUCAUUGAGGAGGAUAGAUUCGAUCUAGCCUACGUUGUCACUCAUCAGCCGAUCCAAACAGCAUACUGGUGGCAAGAGACCAACAAAGGCCCGUCUCGACGACGAGUCGGCAAAGGUCGUGACACUACGAAAUGCAGAAUCAUGCCGAAGCCACCUAAGAUCCGCAUCUCGCUCCCAAACAUCAAAGAAAUAUAUUACACCAAUGAGCGCGUCCUGAUGAAGAUCGACCUUCAUAAUGAAGAGGACGAGGGCGCGGAUGUGUCUGCCGAAAUCAGACUAUUCGGGAGUCCCGAAUCAUCUGCUCAACUCCAAUGGCUUGAUGGAAGCUCAGAUCCAAUGGAGUCAGGGACCAGCUCUCCGACUGAGGCCCCGUCACACCUUCUUACGGAAAGAAUCGGUGUCAUGGAACGUGGCUCUCACAAGGAGCUUAUUGUGGUGCUUGCCGAUACCCAAGACACUGCGAAGUAUGCCUUGGAGAUCUCUGCAGUCUACCACCUUGUGUCUGAUGCUCAAACUCCUAUCAUGAAGACCAUCAGCGUGGAUCUCUCCUUUAUUCGGCCAUUUGAGGCCAAUUACGAAUUCAAGCCCUGUGUCCAUCCCGUUCCUUGGCCUGACUUUUUCUCGGUCAGUGAUGAACUGAUCGGUGAUGACCACGCGACCGCACCUGGCGGACAGGUGCAAAGAUGGUGUCUCAAUUCCAAGUUGGUUUCCUUCGCACAAGAGGCCUUGGUCAUUGAGCAGAUGUCUUUGAAGCUCCUGACCGUCACCGGCGGUGCCGUAUCAACGAUUGAGCCGGAAGUCCUCGUCAGCCCGGAAUCCCACCAGAUCAAUCCGGAAGAGUUGCGAGAGUCGAACUUUGCCGUCGACAUUCAAAAGACUUCGCUGGGCGAUCGUCGACCCGUGGCGCUCAACGUGGCGCUAGACAUUACCUGGCACCGCAAGGCCGACGAAGUUGAAAAUGAUCCCGACUCGAAUCACACCACUACGACUAUCCUCGAGGUUCCACGCUUUGUUGCAGCGAUGGGCGAGCCGCGAGUCCUUGCCUCGUCUUCGACAUCUGCCUCUCUGCCGGGCCUGCUUCACCUAGACUACACGCUCGAAAACCCAUCCACGCAUUUCCUGACAUUCAACUUGAUCAUGGAAGCCAAUGAGCAAUUUGUGUUUAGUGGUCCCAAAACAACAGUGAUACAACUCGUGCCAUUAUCGCGGCACACGGUGCGGUACAACCUCCUCCCUGCGAAACGCGGUCUAUGGAUUCAGCCGCAGCUGGUCGUUGUUGAUACUUACUUCAACAAAACGCUACGGGUGCUUCCAACGGGUGAAAUGCGCGCUGAUAAAAAGGGCAUUCUGGUUUGGGUGGAUGCUGAGGAUUAG
Molecule: messenger RNA, 3756 nt
Organism: Penicillium diatomitis
Lineage: Eukaryota; Fungi; Ascomycota; Eurotiomycetes; Eurotiales; Aspergillaceae
Exons: 4
Coding region: 1-3756 (1251 amino acids)
Source: RefSeq, a predicted model, not a curated record